GGGGAACGGGGGCCCCGGAGCCGCCGAGCUCCAGGCAGCGCUGCUGUCCGGCCCCCUUAGCAGGGCUUGUCCGGGGCGGGAGCCGAGCUGGUUGGCUUGCAAAGGAAAUUUGAAAACUCAUUUCCUUCGCUUCAAGGGAGGUGUGUCCCCUCGAACACCCAGCCGCUGUCUCGGGGUAGGUGGUGGCCGUAGGCCCGGCAGAGCUGCCCACGUGUGUCUCCAUCGCUGUCUCAGGUGAACAGACAGCUACAUGUGAGAGAAACCCCGCCUCGAUGUCUGUCAUAUCAAAGUGAAGCUUCUCUCUGUUGUAAUCACUUCUUGUUGACUGUAUCGGCAUCGCUGUGCUUGGGCUGUACGGGCUCAGAGAAAAACUAAUGCAGGAGGAACCAACUCUGUUACAAGCUGCAUUCACUCUCCUUCAUUCUCUGUAUCCACCCAGGUACUGAGGUACCAGGCUUGGUGUCGGGAGUUGGAGCAGCAAGUGAAAGACGGAGGGGUGAGUGUGCAGGUUGUGGACUUACGAGAGUGUACGUAGCAUUCCCAAGUGCAGACCAAAAAAACACCUCCACAAUGCAGUGACAGGAAAACAAGAUUUUAUUGUCUGAGGGUUUAGAGAAGCUCUCUGAGUUUUCCCAUCGGUUUUGUCCAGUUGCCAUUCUUAGGGCAGCCAGUAGUCCCAGAAAUGCUAGUCUGAAACACCCAGCUGAGGAUUUUAAUUUUGUGAAAGAGUUUAUAGGUGCAGUAACCUUUGUCCUAGGUCUCAGGAGAGGACUGUGCUGCCUGUUACAUGGUACAGCUGUCUUGGAGGAAGAACCAGUUGAAACAGCAUUUUGGGAGGCAGGAAUGCUGGUGUUCAACGUACAGAUCUGGCUCUGUGCUUUUCUUUCUGCUUCACAGCUAAAGUAAACGUAGAAACCGAAAGGUAGAAAAGGAGAGCCUUCCCAGGCUUCAAGUCAGCACUUGAGGUCAUGAGCUGAGGAUGCGUAGCUGUGAGGGAGUGUGGGAGAACUGACUAACAGUGGGAGAGUGAGGAGAGCUACUCACUGAGUAACACUCUUCCCUUCUCCUCCCUUCUUCCUGUAGUCACAGCACUGUUACAUCUGGAAAAAGCCAUGAGCUCCUGAGAUACCCAGCUAAUGGGCAGGAAGGUGGUGGAUGCUAACACUGGUGAAGGAAACACCAGCAUUUGACUAAACAUUUCCUUUCCUCUUAAGGGAUCCCUUCCAGGCAGGUGGGAAGCCAUAGCAGACCACAGCCUGGAGAAAGCCCUGCUUCAGGUGGAAGAGGAGCAGCAAAGGUACAAGGAAGAAGCAUUUCUUCAUACUUGGUAUCCUGGAUGCUCAUGGAAGUGAGGGAAAACCUGUUGGUGCUGCCUGAUGUCCCCAGGGGAAGCGGUUGGGCAAGCUGCUUUGACAGGAGAAAGGUGUGAGAACCUGGCAGAAGUGAACGCUCUCCUGCGGGAGCACCUUGAUAAAGCCAGUGAGGUUAAUUCAGCCCUCAGAGAAGAUGUUGGGAAGCUGACGGUGGAUUGGACGAGGGCCCGGGAGGAGCUGGAGUUGAAGGAGAGCGAAUGGCGCCGUGAGCGUGAGCUCUAUGACAGCUACUUAAGGGGGGAACACAACCGUCUACUCGGCCUGUGGCGUCAGGUGGUGACGUUCCGCCGUCAUUUCCUGGAAAUGAAGACAGCCACGGACCGAGAUUUGUCAGAGCUGAAGGCGGAACAGAUAAGGCUUUGUGGGUCUGUCCUGGUGAACUGCUCCCGCCUGAGCUCCAGCGUCCAGCUCAGGGAGUCCAGCACUCUGGCUAAACCUGUCCUGAAGGAUCAGGCAGAGCAGCAAGUGGAACAGAAAAUAAACCAGAAGGCUCAGGAAGUGGUGGCCUCACAAGUAAGGUGGGACCUGGAGAAGAAGGAGCUUCAAGACAGGGUGAUGGAGCUCUCAGCCUUGCUUGUACAGUCUCAGAAGCAGAACGAGGAGAAGGAGAAGACCAUGAAAACACUUAACGACACAGUGGAGAUUCUAGAAUCAAGUUGGAUAGAGAAAGAAUUUGAAGUUUCAUUGACUAAAAGUGCCAAAGAAGAGAAUCUUUUCCUCCAAAAGCUCAUAAAAAAUAUCACUGAGGUGGUGUUGGACGACAGUGACAGCCUGGUCAGCAUUAUCUGCACUGACAGUUCCCAUCAUGCGCAGUCUGGGAGCAUCUUCUCCUCUCCAAGAUUGGUUGAUACAGGGCAUGCCUUUGGAUUGGUUCUGGAAGCACUGGCAAGGAUGCGAGGGGCAACACAGGCCCUGAGAGAAGAGCUUUCUGCAAGGGAGGACUCAAACAAUUUCCUGCUGCAGCAGCAGAGACAGCAGGAAGAGAAGUGCAGGGAGGUGCAGCAAAAGCUUGAGAAACUGGAGGAGAAAUGCAAGAGGUCCAGCAGCCACCAGCAACACCUGCAGUCCUUGGUAGAGGAACUCAGGAGGGACUGUGCAAAUCUUGAGAAAACUAGGGAAGAGCUACAGCAACAGCUUGGAUUAAUGGAGCAAGAAGCCUCUUGCCUACGUCAGAGUAAAGCUGAGCUGCAGCUGAAGGAAGAGUCAGCCCAGGUGGAAAAGGCAGAGCAGCAGGAGAGGAUGGAGAGAGCGCAGCGUGACCAGGAGCUCCUAGUGAAGGACUUGGCUGCACUUGAGGGAAAACACUCGUCAUUGCAGAGGGAGUUGUUAGUCAUGAGACAGACACUGGAGAAACUGCAGCUUCAGAGGGAUCUGCUAGAGCAAGAGAAGGAUGAGCUUACCAUGGCUCUGGAGAAGGCAGAGCAGUCAGUGGCAGAGCUGGCAGGGGCUCAGAACGUGCUGAACGCUGAAAGAGCCGAUCUACAGGCUGCAGCAGCGAAGAUGAGCAGCAUCAAUGAAGCUCUUGCACUGGACAAAGUGGAGCUGAACAAGCACGUGCUGCAGUUGGAGCAAGAGAAGGAAGUUCUGUUGGCUAAAGUGGAUGAGAUGGAGAGAGCAAAGAUCUCUGAGCGGGAGAAGCUGAACUUCUGUGAAAGAGCUAACGAAGAGCUCUGCACAGAGAAAGCCCAGCUGGAGCAGCUGCUGAAGGAAGCAGAGGAGCAACAGGAGGAGUUGCGGGUGGAACUGAGGGCACUGGGAGAGGAGAAGGCAGAAACCCAGGAGAAAUUCCAACAGGUUUCCCAGGAGAAGGAGUCGGCUGGCAGGGCUCUGGAGCAGCUGCGCCAGGAGUCCUCCCGGCAGGAGCGCGCGCUGGCCCAGGCGUGCAGGGAGAAGGAGCUGCUGGGGCGGGAGAAGGCAGCCCUGGAGGUGCGGCUGGCAGCCACGGAGCGGGAUCGACACGGCGCUUCCCAGCAGCUGGCAGAGGCCAGGUCAGUGAAGGAGACCCUGGAAUCCAGCCUGUUUGCGGCUCAGCAGCAGGUAUCUCAGCUGGAGAUCACCAGGAGUCACCUGGAAACUCAGCUGCACGCAGUCAUGCAGGCCAAGGAGGUGAUCCAAGGGGAAGUGAAGUGCCUCCAACGUGAGCUGGAAGCAGAGAGAGCCCUCAGGAAGCAGGAAAGGGAAGACAUGGCCCAACAACUCUUGCAGGCAGAGCAGCAGCAUCACGAUACCCUCAGACUUGAGGAAACCGCUCACCAAGGGGAAAUAAAGAAGCUCCUGCAAGACCUGGCAAGCGAACGGGAAGAGCACCAUGCAGAGAUGCAGAAGAUGCUGAAGGAAUGGGAAAAAGGGAAGGCAGAGACAGAAGAGGAGCACGAGAAGAUUCUGUUUGAGAUGAGACAGAAAGUUGCCACCCUGCAGGCUCAACAAGAAGAGGAACGAACGAGAUUGGAAAAUGCCAAGCAAGAGGUCCUGCUGGAAAAGCAGAACGAGAAGAGUGUUCUAUUAGAGACACUGCUCCAAACUCAGGGAGAGCUAAGCCAAGCCUGCCAGUGGGUCCAGCAGCUGAGGCAGGAGGUGCAAGAGCAGCAAGAGAAGGGGCAGACCAUCAAGGCAAAGCUGGAAGCAGAGCUUCAGGAAGCUCAGAGGGAACUCCAGGCAGCGGAGAAGAGGCACAAAGAAGAACUUGAAAGCAUCCAAGAGGAAAUGACCCUCCUCCUUGAGCAGAGGGAGGAUCUACAAAAGCAGGUGGGACACUGGACAUCUCAGCUUGCAGCCUGCAGAGAGUCCCAGGAAGCCGCUGCCCACAAAGCUCAGCAGGAUGUGAGCGAGGCCCAGGAGCUCUCAAAGCAGAAGGUGCUGGAGGUUGAGAGGCUCCGGAAGAUCCUGGAGGAGGCUGAACAGGAGAAGAAGGAGCAGGAAGUUUGUCUGCAGAACCUGGAGAGCGAAAGGAGCCGUUGGGAAGAAACAGAGCGGCAAAACUCAGAAUUUCAGGCUUCAAUGAAGGCCUUAGAGAGGGAAAAAAACAGGUUGACUGUGUGUCUGGAAGAGAAGGAACUGAGCCUCAGAACCCUGGAGGAAAAGAACCUUGCCCAGCAGAACCAAGUGUCUGAGCUCCAUUCUGCUCUUCACCAGGCCAAGCAGCUCCUUUCAGACCGCACAAGAGAACUGCAGGAGCUCAACAGCCAGAUGCAGCCCCUGCAGGAAGCAGUGCUGGAGAAGGAGGCUGCCCUGGCAGCUCGAGAGGAGCAGCUGCUGCAGGCCCUGGAGGAGGCGCGAGCAGGAGAACGGAGCUUGAAGGACUCCCUGCACACGCUGGAGGCCGAGGGGUUUGAGCUGCGCUUGAGGCUCCGGAGCUCUGAGGAGAGGGAGGAGGCCUUGGCCACAGAGUGUCAACAGGCCAACAGAGCCCAGCAGGAAACCCAGUCCCAGCUGGACAAGCUGCUCUUGGUUCUCCACCACGUCAUCAGUGACUGCAGAGACUUGGCCACUUGGAGCUCAGAACAGGGUCAUGUUGUGGGCCUUACUGCUUCUCAGGCCAGGGACAUCCCCACAGAGCUCACGGUGGACAGAGUGGCAGCAGCCCUACAAGACCUGCGCCAACACCUGGAGCAGACUCAGAAAGAUCUGAAUGACACCAGGAAGAAAACACAAGUCUUGGAGCUGGAACUGAGCACGAGGCAGGCUGAGAGGGACCACUGGUGUGCCCGCAAUCAGGAGCUGCACAAAGAGUUGGCUGAAAGCCAGGAAGCGCUGUGGACGGCAGAACACAAGAGGGAUUCUCUGGAAGCUGCCCUGAAGGAAGAGGCCUCUGCAAGGAAGGAGGAGGCUGUGACUCUGCGUCAGGAGGUGGAGUCUCUGCAAAGGAGACUGGAGAGCGUGGAGGAGCAAGGACAGGAUGUGCUGCGUGAACGGGACAGGCUGCAAGCAGAGAAAGAAAAACUGGAGUGUCAGAUCAAACUUCUUGAGGAAUCAGUGACAGCCUCUGAAACCCGAGCAAAUACAGCAACAGAGAGGAAUCACUGCCUUGAACAAGAACUCCAAACUGCACUGUCCCUCUUAAAAAUUAAAAAUGAGGAAGUGGAAAAUCAGAUGGAGAAAAUGGAGAUGCUCCAGAAAGAGGCAGCAGAGGGCAAAGCUUUACAGGAGAAUCUGGCUCGUAUGACUGCCAUCCUGUCCGAGAGGGAGAGAGAAAUGAAGAUGUACCAAGAGCAGAUGAGAGUCCUGGAAAAGCAGAAAGAAAUGCAAAAAACUGCUCUCAAUCAGGUUAUUAAGGACAUAACAGAGAAAGAAAAGAAGACAGAAUCUCAGCAAGAACAGAUAAAGGAGCUGGAGAAGCAACAAGAACAACAAAGGAUUGCUUUAAGCAAAGAACUGGAAGAGAGAGAGCGGGAGAUGAGAUCCCAGCAAGAACAAAUAUGGGAGCUGGAGAAGCAGCGAGAAAUGGAGAGGGCUGCUGUCAGCAAGGUGAGCAAGGAGCUGGAAGAGAGGGAGCAGGAGAUCAGAUCCCAGCAAGAACUGAUAGGGGAACUGGAAAAGCAGUUAGAAUUGCAGAGCACUGCUGUCAGCAAGGUGAGCAAGGAGCUAGAAGAGAGGGAGCAGGAGAUCAGAUCCCAGGAGGAGAAAAUAAUGGUUCUAGAACAACAUGGUGCAUCACAGGUGAGAAAUCUGCUUGACGAUCUUGAUCAUAUGAAGGGAAACCUGAAGGAGAAAAACUUGGAGCUUCUGUCUCUGACUCAGCAGAUCCAAGAACUGGAAAAGGAGAGAGAACAGGGGAAAACGCUGCACACAAGCCUUGAACACCUGAGGGCAGCUCUUAAGGCCAGAGAGAGUGAGUGUGACGCUCAAAGGGAAGAGUUAAAGCUCUUGCAGCAGCACAAGGAACAGCAAGAGGGGCAUCUGCAAGAGCUUCUUGGUGAAGUAGAAAACAUGACACUUUCUUUAUCUGAAAAAGAACGAGAGCUUGAGUCCCAACAAAAGCAAAUGCAGGAAGUUGAAGAAGCCCUGGAAAUGCAGUUGAGGACUGUCCGUGAGCAACUGGAGCAGACCUUGGCAACUUUAAAAGAAAAGGACAGACUCAUAGACACCCAAAAGCAGCAAACAAGGAGCUAUGAGGAAAAAACAGAACAACAGAUGAAUGUCUUGCACAGAGACUUAGAAUACACUAGGACAGUACUGAAAGAAAAGGAUGUCAUGAUUGAAUCUCAGAAGGAACUGAUUGAGACCUUCCGAAAGCAACAAGAAGAAUCUGAACAGCAGAAGGAAAUUCUGCAGCAUCUCCAAGUGGAACUAAAGGAAAAAGAGCAGGAGAUUUUAUCCCUUAGGAAGCAGUGUGAGGCAUGCCAGGAAAAUGAGGAAGAGCAUGAAGCUGAGCAAACAAAUUUCCAAGCGGCAGCACUGACUCUGAAAGAAAGAGAAGAAAAGAUCUGGGUUCUGGAAGAGGCCAUCUCUAAGCUUCAACAGCAAGAGGAGGAGACAGCGGGGCAGACUAAAGCUGUUGUGCAAAAACUGGAAUAUGCUGAGUCCUCUUUAGAAGCCAGAGAUCAAGAGAGAGCAUCUUUGGAUGAGCACGUCCAGGACCUUCGAGAGCAGAAGGAGGUGGAAGGCAGGCAGGCCAAAAGUCUAGAGCAGGAUCAAGACAAAAUGAGGCAGAUGUUGCAGGAGAACCAUUUGGACUUCCUCAAGCAGACAGAGCAAAUGAACAUGUUCCAACUCCAUGAAGAAAGCAUGAAAGUAGCACUAACAUUAUGCCAGAAGCAGAUAACUCUACUUGAGGAGGUGGUGAGGAAGAAAGAUGAAGACAAUGAAACCCUUCUGCAAAAACUCCGGCGCCAAGAAGAAUUAGUGAAGACUUGGCAGGAUCUCCAGCUUAGGCCAGCUGAGAAGAAUGAAGAGGUUAGACAUGAGGGAGAGCAAGAGAAGCUGUUGGAAGAAGCCUUCCCUGAGAGAGAAGGAGAGACCACGGCUCAAAGCGACCAAAAGGAGUUAGAAGAGAUAAUAAGAGCUCUUCGGGAAGAUCUCCAGCACAUUCAGCAGACUCUGAUGAAGAAGGAUGAAGAGAUCAAGUAUCAAACAGACAGAGUCAGGUAUUUAGAGGAGACACUGUCAGGGAGAGAACAAGAGCUAAGGAGGGAGAGCGAACUCCUGAAAGAAUUAACAUCGGCUUUGCGAUGGAAAGAUGAGGGGGAGACCCUAAAAAAACAAAUCCAAAACCUCCAAAAAUGGGAGGAAGAGGUAAUAGAGAAGAGGAAAGUUCUCCAGGAGAGAGACCAUCUCUUGCAAAGGCAGAAGGAGCUUACCCAGCAAUGGCAAGCUGAGAGGAAAGCCAGUGGGGAGGAGUUGGAGUGUGUGGCUGCCGCUUUGAGGCAGACACAAAGCAGAGAACUCGAAUGGAGAGAGAAAGCCCAAGUCCUGAGAGUUGCCCUUAGCAAGAGUGAAAUGACCAAAGGGACUCUGCUGAAAGAAUUAGACGUCCUGCAGAGAAUGGUUUCGGAGCGGGACACAGACCGAUUUCAUCAACAGCAGGCUGUUGCAGAAGGGGAGCAGCUGUCGUGGCUCUCAGAGAAGAGACUCACAUUGCAGAGCCUGGAAUGUCUGCAGCGAACAGUUGCAAGGCUGGAAGAUGAGAAGGUGGAGCUGAAGCAGCAAAAUGCUGAGCUCAGGAGGACUCUUGAGCAGGUGGAACAUGAACGGAGGAGGCUGAAGAGAUGUUUUAGGGGUCAGAUUCUCCCAGGUGCCUGUGGAUCGUCUCUGUCCCAGUCUGAUCAGCACAAAGUGUCCACCUCUAGGCAGGAGGAGUCUCACGCUCACUGCAGUCAGCGAUUAGCUGAGUUACAGAACCAGGUGUCCCUCCUGCAGUCCCAGCUGGCACGAGACCGACAGCACAGGCAGAACUACAUUGAGAGCUGUGCAAGGACCAACCAGGAGCUGUCAGACCUUCACCAGGAGCUGUCCUGCUCCUUAGCAGCUGUGCUCCGGGAGCCCAGAGCUGCUGUUCUGGAAGCAGAGACUCAGAAGCUGGAUCAGUCUCUGAACUUGGCCCUGACGUCCCUGGACUGUCAAUCUCCUGAGAAACAGACAGUGCAUCCAGCAGCCCCACCUGCCAGAAGCCACGACCUGAGGUAACAGCACCUCUGCUCUCCAUCUGAAUGGAAGGAUUUCUGCUAAGACAGAGAGCUCUUGGAUGUGAGAAAUGGGAUGAACUCCUCAGGGCAAGGCUGCUCCCUGCCUUUUCUCUCUGUUCCUCUCCCAGUCAGCUGGUGCUGUCAAACCUCACCUUACGUUGAGGAUUAGGAUCUAUGAAGUGUUAUAUCGGACAGGUGAUUUUUGGGGACAAACUGUGAAUAUGUGAGAAUGAAGACGUAGGUAAGGAGAGAGAAUGAUGUGUGGAGAAGGAAGCCCAAACAUGAACAAUCCCUGAACAGGUAAGACUUCUGGGUGACAUCUGUCCCAGGGCAGCUGCUCCAAUAAAAGGACCAUAAAGGUUGUGCUACAAACAGUUAAAGUAGCAUAACAGCAUUUGUUCUGUUUGCAUUUCCAAUCAUCUCUUAGAGCCAGACACUUAAAAAAAUUUUCUUAAUAAAAUUUUUUUAGAAGAAGGUUAUACAUGUCUUUACUGGGCCCAAUGAGGCUGUUGUGUGAUUUCCCCUCUUGAGGGCAGAGCUGUUUGCUGCAAGGAGAAAUGGAAAUUGGAGGAAAGGGGUGGAGAGAACAUAGCAGGAAUCAAAGGUGGGUGAGAGAGAGGGAGUUCCCUUCCACCUGCUUCCUUUCCACCAUCCCUUUUUCCCUUCCCUUUUUUCCCCCCUUUUUUUUAAUCUGCCUUUUAUUCCCUGUCUUUUCCCUCCCCCUUUUCUCCCCCUCUUUCCCUUUUCCUCUCCCCUUUCUUGCUCUGCUUUUUGCACCCCUUCUUUUCCCUACCCCUCUUUUUUUGCCGCCUUUCCACCCCCCUUUUACCCCACCGCUUUUUUUUCCCCCACCUUUUCCGGCCCUCCCCAUCUCCGCUCCUUUUUUCGCCCUCCUCCUUCCCCCUCCUCUUUUCUCCCAAUCCUUUCAGUUUUUCCCUACAAAGCCCUGGGACUCUGCCAGGACUGCUUUCCCACAGCCGGCCCGGGGCACAGCUCGGCCGCCUCCAAAGGGCCCCAGGGCCGGCACCUUCCCAAGUGGGACCCCCAGCCUGGGGGGCCGUGCCAGCACCCCCAAACAAUGUGUUACAGAAGGACAACACAACAGCAACAAGUUAAACAUCUGUACAGAAUAUAUUUACAGAAUGAAAAUUUUUAUCUUAAAAGCAAUGUUCUUAAAAAAAAAAUCAUCAUUAUAAAAGCAACAGUCUUCUUUUUAAAAACAAUUGUUUUCUUUAUAGGAAAAAAUAAAUAUGACUUCUUAACAACUUUCUUCU
Myiozetetes cayanensis is the source of this 9768-nucleotide messenger RNA. RefSeq names its product centrosomal protein 250 (gene CEP250). The coding region runs from base 1377 to 8495 and encodes 2372 amino acids. The transcript has 29 exons. The record is from RefSeq and is a predicted model, not a curated record. Gene Ontology annotation, biological process: cilium assembly. Lineage: Eukaryota; Metazoa; Chordata; Aves; Passeriformes; Tyrannidae.